This is a messenger RNA of Puccinia graminis f. sp. tritici CRL 75-36-700-3, 564 nucleotides long. Its product is annotated as putative mitochondrial 37S ribosomal protein MRPS12. The transcript has 4 exons. Gene Ontology annotation, molecular function: structural constituent of ribosome. NCBI's taxonomy places the organism in Eukaryota, Fungi, Basidiomycota, Pucciniomycetes, Pucciniales, Pucciniaceae. Gene Ontology annotation, biological process: translation. Bases 1 to 564 code for a protein of 187 amino acids. Gene Ontology annotation, cellular component: small ribosomal subunit; ribosome. The record is from RefSeq and is a predicted model, not a curated record.
AUGUCGUACCGGGCUCCCCCUCUGGCCCCCGAGGCACCCCGAGGACUAUCAGCGCUGUUAGCCCAAGCACACCCAUACAAUGGCGCCAACUCGAUACCGUCACGGAGUCAUUCCCUAAUCGGUAAAACCUCGGACAGGGGACGUCUACACUUCGAGCGACAGUUUUCACAAACAAGCAAGACGGAAUCAACGAUCAACCAAACAAUCAGAGGAUGUAGAAAGACCAUCCGACGAGAAAACAAGGCACCCGCAUUAGAAGGCUGUCCUCAAAAGAAAGGCGUCUGUUCAAAGUUGUAUACCGUCAAGCCCAGGAAACCUAACUCAGCCGUCCGGAAAGUGGCUAAAGUUAAACUCGCAAAUGGAAAAACCGUUGUCGCUUACAUUCAGGGUGAAGGGCAUAACUUGCAAGAACAUUCCGUGGUCUUGAUCCGAGGUGGUCGAACUCAAGAUUUGAUCGGUCUCAAAUACAAGAUUAUUAGAGGAGCAUUAGAUUUCGCAGGUGUGGUCGGUAGAAGAACUUCGAGAUCAAAAUAUGGCGUUAAAAAACCGAAGGAUCAAGCUUAA